Messenger RNA from Limulus polyphemus (Atlantic horseshoe crab), 4947 nucleotides. Its product is annotated as macoilin-like. The record is from RefSeq and is a predicted model, not a curated record. The coding region runs from base 130 to 2133 and encodes 667 amino acids. NCBI's taxonomy places the organism in Eukaryota, Metazoa, Arthropoda, Merostomata, Xiphosura, Limulidae. Gene Ontology annotation, biological process: neuronal signal transduction. Gene Ontology annotation, cellular component: rough endoplasmic reticulum membrane. The transcript is spliced from 12 exons.
AUUUACGUAUGACACUUGCUUGUGUGGUUUGGAUGUGCGUUUUAAAGUUUUGCGUUAAUACUGAUUGAAGUUGAACAGUUAAAAAAAUACCUAUAUCAUAAGAAAUUGUCAAAAAUAGCCAAUAAAACUAUGAAGAGACGCAAUGCUGACUGCGGCAAAAUUAGACGCCCAAUGAAAAGGACAAAAAUUGCAGAAAGCAUUUACGGAAGCAGCACUUUCUUGUACCUCAAGUUUAUGCUGAUAUGGGCACUUGUUCUUAUGGCAGACUUCAUUUUGGAGUUCAGGUUUGAGUAUCUGUGGCCUUUCUGGCUACUGUUACGUAGCGUAUAUGACUCCUACAAAUAUCAGGGCCUGGCUUUCUCCAUAUUUUUUGUGUUUAUUGCCCUGACAUCAGAUAUGAUAUGCUUUCUCUUUAUACCCGUUCAAUGGUUGUUUUUUGCAGCCAGUACAUAUGUGUGGGUGCAGUAUGUUUGGUACACAGAGCGAGGAAUUUGUCUUCCAUCAAUAUCCCUUUGGCUCCUUUUUGUGUAUAUAGAAGCUUCUGUGAGGCUCAAAGAACUUAAACAUUUUCCUUUUCAUUUAGAUUUGUGUAGACCCUUUGCAGCACAUUGCAUCGGUUAUCCUGUUGUGACAUUGGGGUUUGGGUGUAAAAGCUAUAUUGGUUAUACAUUGAAAUUAAGAAAACAAAAGGAAGUAGCAAAAGAAAAUACAUUUUAUAUACAGUUAUUGCAGCAAGCUUUACCUGCAGAACCUUCAAGUCUAACAUCAGAGAAGGUCUCUAAAAAUGACGAGGAAGUAAUCUCAAAUGGUGUUGGACACUGUAAUCUUAGUCAGACUAAUGGGAAAAAUUCUAAUGUAAAUGGAAACCCUCCUGGUAAAGGAGUCAUCAGUAUUGGGAGUAUUCAUUGCCACAAUCCUAGUGCCAUCAACAGAUACUCGGAGUUAGAUCCACAUGAUGUAAGGAAACACAAUAAUAAUCCCAGUGUUAUUGAAAAGCAUGAAUAUCAAUACAUGGAAACUCAUCUGUCCAAAAGAGUGAAUAAUGUAAAUCAUUUUGAUGAAAGUGAUGAAAGUUGUGAGCAAGAUAAGAUAUCGAAAACCAGUAGUCUGACAAUAGCCUCUCGAAACUCUAAGUGGGUGGUGCAAAGCUCUGUGAGCAACAUAAACAUUGCCUCUUCAGGUAGUGGAAAGAAGAAAAACAUCACUAAUAGAGAGCUGGCAUCAAAUAUUUUAAAUAUUGCCAAGGAUGAACACACAGUAAGACUAGAAUCAGAUGUCAAACGAUUAAAGACAGACCUACAAGCCAGCCGGCAAUGUGAACAGGAGCUGAGAGCUCAAGUAAAUAGUCUUACCAUUACGGAGCAUUCAUUUAGGGAAGAACUGGCACAACUUCAGCAACAGAAUGAAAACCUUCAAAAUAAACUUCAUAACUUAGUAACAGCCAGACAGCAAGACAAACAACUAGUAAGCCAACUGGAGAAACGUUUACAAGAAGAGCGAAAGCUUCGUAACUCUAUUGAAUCAACUCUUGCCUCAGAACGCAAGGCUAAAAAAGCUGAAGAAGCGGCAGCAGCUCGUGCUGUAUUGGUGGCUGCAGCAAAUAGAGCUGACUGUACAGAAAACUGUAAAAAUCGACGAAGGGAUUUAGAAAAUGAUAUUAAACAACUACGCCGUGAAGUGAAAGUCAGAGAAGACCAGUUGCGACAAAUAGAAAGAGAGGCACAAUCUCUACGACAGUACAAAGACAAUCAAAAUGAUACUGAAGUUUUAAUGUCAGCUCUGUCCGCGAUGCAGGACAAGAAUACACACCUUGAGAACAGCCUGAGUGCAGAGACCCGUGUAAAGCUAGAUCUCUUUUGUGCAUUGGGAGACGCAAAACGUCAGGUGGAGAUCACUCAGUCAUUGCUUACCCAGAAGGAGAAAGAGAUAGAUGAGCUAAAGUCCAAGGUGGCUGAGGUGAUGGCUGUUAUGCCGCCGUCUUCGACCUAUGCAGCAGUUAGUCUGGAAUCAGAUAUGGUGUCCUCCUCCAUGCUGUACUCUCCCAAGUUCAUGUCAGAGGAUAAAGGCACCAAGUCUUCACUUGACCCUAAUGCUUCCAUUUACACCCCAAACAUUGGUUCCUCGGAAAUGUAAACAAUAACCUUUUGGCAGUGCUUUUAGCAAAAUUUGCUUUCCUCCUUCUCUUUUUUUUUUUUUGAGCCAAUGUAAAAGGAAGACACUAUUUUCAGAUAGAUAAGCAGAUUUAAAUGUUGCUGAGAAGAAAUAGGUUUUUAUUGUUUAUUACACACAACAAAAGCAUUUAUGUAAAACAAAAAGUUCAGGCCACGUACUGUAUCAUUGACUGAUCUAGUCAGUGUUUUAAGAAAUAUGCACUAUGAAGCUUUCUUUUUAUUAUCCACCAGGCUUUCACAUAGUUUUUUUUUAAAAAAAAAGAUCAUUAUUUAUGCUUAAAAAAUAUGUAGUUAUCCUGUUAAAUAAUGAUAAUAAAGAUUUAUUUUAAGGCAUUAUUUCACUUAAAUCUGUAACCUGAAAGGUAGUACAUUGGUGACAUUGAAAAUAAGGUAGUGUUUCAAUGCAUGUAGAACAAGUUUUUGAGUACUUUAUGUUUGAAGCCUGAUAUUAAUAUUUUUAUCUUUGACUGCAAUGUAAUAUUUAAAUUAAUAUUUAUACAAAGAAGAAACUUGUAUGAUUAAUAGAAUUUUAAGUUAAUAUUUCAGUAAUUUUGUGAUUUAUAUUACAUCCAAAAAUACACAACAACAUUUUAGUAAGCUAACAAACAUCAAUGUGUGCUUUUUUUUUUUUUAGAAAAGAAACUUAAAGAAUUUCAGUUUACAUUUGUCACACAAGUUUAUGGAUAAUACUACAUUAAACUCAAUAUUGCCUGUUUGGUUUCAAUCUUUUUAUUAAUUUAAGUUAUCCUGCACAUUAGUUAUAAAAAAUUGUCUUUCUUACAAUUUAUUUGUAUGAUGAAGGAAUUUUUAAUUGGGUGAUGUUAUUACUGACAAGAAGAUAGCGUUAACUUUUCCUUCUGUUCUUGAGAUUAAGAACAUUAUAGCUAAACACUGAAUAGCUUUUUUUCUGUUCAGAUAAGGUAUAGUGACUUUAUUUGUUGUCGUUUCCAAUGAAGGUAAAGUUAUUACAGUAGUACUUUGCAGAUUUAAACAUGUUUAGGUUUUUGAUAGGGAAAGUAAUGUUUAAUAUUAAAUAUAUUUGAAGAGUUUAAACUUUUGUGAAAUAUCCUUUAUAAGCAGUGAACAGAUUAUGGUUUCCUGGACUUUUGUGUUUCUGUUUGCUCCUGUUUUUUCAAUUAGCAGUUCUUCAUUAGAAUGUCGGAGUGAACUUGAAAACAAAAGUGUUUCACAAGUAAGUGCUAUAAAUUAACAGAACUGAACCUAACAAUCAGCACCCAAGUUGUGCACUCCCUGGCUUUUUUCUAACUUCUUGAAUUUCUUUUUUCAAAAAUAUUUGAUGUCAGAAUGUGAAUCAUAUAGGGAAAAAUAUAACAGGAAACUAAUCAAUAACAUUAGAUGAAAAGAUGCAACUCGAUAAGAGUUCGUGCAGAAAAAAAAGACAAAGUACCGGUGUUUCUAAUUAAUAUAUAAAGUUGAGUAUGUCAUGGUUUUAUUAGAAAAUUCUCUAAAACCAUAGUGAGAGCUCUCUUUUUUUUGUCUGGUAAAUAAACUGUUUUUUGUUUUCUAAGGAUCCUUUUGUAAGAAACAGCAAAACACCAGACAUGCUUUUCAUGUUGAAAUAGGUUAGCUAUUUCUAAAGGCCAUCAUCAGGCUUCAAAAUUGUGUUAAGUUUAUUGAUGAUUCUAAAAGAAUGAUCUUGAAUUUGGUUUCUGUGUACAAGCUUUCAUAAACCAAUAAUGUUAUGUUUGUGUGCCAUACCACAUCCAGAAUUGAUUAAUAUCUUUGUUCAAUAUUUGUGAAUUUUAGUUUUAAGAGAAAAGAACGAACAUCCUGGGGAGAGAAGUUAACAAGCCGAAAACCUGCAAGAUGUUCAAACACUACAUUGAGAUGGUAGAUAACACUAAAGAAAUACCUUCCUCAUAAUCUGGUUUUGAACUUGUCAGCAUGAAAUUAAUCUAAAAUGCUGAAUAAAAGCUACUUUUAUUGUAGUAUAUAUGUACGGCUGUAAUAUAUUACUAACUGUAUAUAUGUACAGCUGUAAUAUAUUACUAACUGAAACUUAGAUGUCUUUCACUCAGACACUUUAGCAUGUAUAAAAGCAUUAUCAACUUUGAGGGUUACACGCACAAUUUAAAUGCUUAUUUUGCUUCUUUGUGACCAUAUUGCAAUUCAUUUUAGCAUUUAGUAGUUAUGUUACAUGUCGUCCUUUAAAUUGGCUCUUGACUUUUUUUUUUGCCCAGUAAGUAUAUUACUAUUUUAGAAUUUAUAUCUGUAUACUGUAGAUAAAGUUUGUGAUCCUAAAGAAGUAAUUAUAAUUUCCAGCUAAAAGAAAUUGUAUCAUUAAGAUAAAACAAAUAGUUUUCCUAUUUCAUAUUGGUUUUUGUUGCAUUUUUUACUGGAAGCAUUUAGUUGUCUCAGUGAUGAAAGAUGUAAGUAGGUUUUUCGUAAUCAUUAUGUUAACAUAUUUUUGUGGUUAAGAAGGAAUUAGUGAUGGAUGUUUUUCACUCAGUAUGCUGGUAAAUGUUAAGAUAAUAAGAUUCAAAGUUGUUCGUAAAAGUGGCGUGUUGUAACUGUUUUGCUUUCAAGUGAGAUGAAAGUCACACCAAUCAUCUGAUAUUCUUUGCCGUUUGCCAUUAGUAUGAUGAUGGGUGACGUCUUCCUAAGGAAAUCCAAUUUCUAGAAGUAUACAUACUGAUAGAUAUUCUGUACAGUUAAAUGCUGUACACUUUUUUUUUGUUAAUGUUUUAUUUGGUGACAUUGUCAUCCUGUUUUCUGAAGGCAGGAAAAUAAAGUAAUUCUACUUCGUGGAAAUGAA